Molecule: messenger RNA, 4834 nt
Organism: Antechinus flavipes (yellow-footed antechinus)
Lineage: Eukaryota; Metazoa; Chordata; Mammalia; Dasyuromorphia; Dasyuridae
Gene: LRIG2
Product: leucine rich repeats and immunoglobulin like domains 2
Exons: 17
Coding region: 992-3883 (963 amino acids)
Molecular function (GO): protein binding
Source: RefSeq, a predicted model, not a curated record
CAUUGUUCAAACCUGCGUGCAUCUGUCAACACUGUUUGGUAGCACAGUGAGAUAAGCUCUUCCUUCUCCUUUUGCAGUGAUCCGUAAUGCUUUACCAGCAUGUUCUUAUUGCCAACCAUAUUGUAGCAUGUAGUAAAGCACUUGUGCAGACAGCUUGUGUGGGCUCAAUUCCACCUAACCUUGUAGAGAUGCCAAAAUAUAGUAAGCAAGAGAGGAAUUCCUUAAAGCUUAUUUAAAUAUUUAGCUUUUGUUGCAACUUCAAUCAAAACUAACUUGUACUUAAGCUAAAAAUGAACUAUAGAAUUUACUUUUUAUUUUAUUCAUUUCACUUCUAUUAUUAAUGUAAUCUGGGCUGACAAGAUUGUGCAGUAGUGAAAAAAAACAAACGUUAGAUUUGGGAGCAAAAGACUUGAUUUAAAAAAAAUUGUUUUCUUUAUUUCUCUGGUUAGUACACGUAUAUUAAUGUUUUUUAAAUAUACAUUUCUCUAUGAAUCAUGUUGGGAGAGAAAAAUCAGUACAAAAGAAAAAACCAUGAGAGGAAAAAAAUCAAGAAAAAGAAAAAAAAGAUUUUGAACCUUAAGUUCUGUCACUAUCUGUAUAAAAUGAGAGGAUUAGACUCCAUUUGGAAAACCUUGGUCAGCUCUAAAUUAUGUAAUCUUAUGAAAUGGAUUUCCCUUUCUUAGAAUUAGAUCCCUAUGGAAGAUGGAUUUAGUUUGAACUCUGGUAGCUUUGUUAUAUGGACUGCCAACUUUAGUGCUGGUACACUAGAGGAGUUUUCACAUAUGGGUAUUUUUUCCCAUGCCACUCGAUAUAAUGUGAACAUUAGAAUUUUCCCUUUAGCUUUAAUUGUACUCACUUUCCAUUUGCCCCUAUUCCUCUUCAAGGACUCAUGAAAAUUGAGUAACUUUUUGGUUUUUUUAGGGAUUUGAGCCAUAAUCGAUUAUCUAACUGGAACAUCAGCUUGGACUCAGAGGUGUUACAGGAAGUGAAAAUGAAUUAUAAUGAAUUAACAGAAAUUCCUUAUUUUGGAGAAUCAACUUCUAACAUCACUCUACUUUCAUUAGUACACAAUGUAAUUCCAGAAGUAAGUGCAGAACAGCUUCAAUUUUACCUUUCUUUGGAGACACUGGAUCUCAGCUCAAACAUUAUCUCAGAAAUCAAGACAUCUUCAUUUCCUAGAAUGCAACUGAAAUAUCUGAAUCUGAGCAAUAACAGGAUAGCCACCUUGGAAGCUGGUUGCUUUGAUAAUUUGUCCAGUUCUUUAAUAGUGGUCAAGUUAAAUAGAAACAGAAUUAGCAUGAUUCCACCCAAGAUCUUUAAGCUGCCUCAUCUUCAGUUUUUAGAACUUAAAAGAAACAGGAUUAAAACUGUGGAAAGUCUUACAUUCCAAGGGCUUGAGUCCUUAAAAUCUUUGAAAAUGCAGCGGAAUGGAAUUAGCAGACUUAUGGAUGGAGCUUUCUUUGGCUUAGUUAACAUGGAAGAAUUAGAACUGGAGCACAAUAACCUAAUAGAAGUGAACAAGGGCUGGCUCUAUGGCUUGAGGACAUUACAACAGCUCUAUGUCAGCCAGAAUGCUAUUGACAGAAUCAGUCCUGAUGCCUGGGAGUUCUGCCAGCAACUAUCUGAACUUGACUUAUCCUAUAAUCAGUUAACUCGCCUGGAUGAAACUGCCUUUGCGGGACUGAGCUUAUUGGAGAAGUUGAAUUUAGGGGACAACAGGGUCACUCACAUUGCUGAUGGGGUUUUUAAAGACCUUUCAAAUCUGCAGACAUUAGAUUUACGGAACAAUGAGAUCUCCUGGGCCAUAGAAGAUGCAAGUGAAGCAUUUGUAGGACUCAACAAGCUCACUAAAUUAAUCUUACAAGGAAAUCAUAUUAAGUCGGUUACAAAGAAGGCAUUUAUUGGUCUUGAAGCUCUUGAGCAUCUAGACUUAAACAAUAAUGCUAUAAUGUCUAUCCAAGAAAAUGCUUUUGCACAAACACAUCUGAAAGAACUGAUGUUGAACACCAGCAGUUUGCUCUGUGACUGCCAGCUGAGGUGGCUGCUGCAGUGGCUAGUGGACAAUCACUUAGAACAGGCUGUGAAUGUGAGUUGUGCUCACCCUGAAUGGCUAGCUGGGCAGAGCCUCCUCAACGUGGAUCCCAAAGACUUUGUCUGCGAUGAUUUUCCUAAGCCCCAGAUAAGGACACACCCAGAGACCACAAUUGCUUUAAAAGGAGUCAAUGUGACCCUUACGUGCACUGCAGUGAGCAGCAGUGACUCACCAAUGUCAACUGCAUGGAGAAAAGAUAGUGAAAUCUUGUAUGAUGCAGACAUUGAGAAUUUUGCUCGAUAUCGCCAACAAGGUGGAGAAGCCUUGGAAUACACUACUGUUUUACAUCUUUUCAAUGUGAAUUUCACAGAUGAAGGAAAAUAUCAGUGCAUUGUUACUAAUCACUUUGGUUCUAAUUAUUCUCAUAAAGCCCGAUUAACUGUGAAUGAGCUGCCAUCAUUUCUGAAAACCCCAAUGGACUUAACUAUCCGUACCGGAGCCAUGGCCCGACUAGAGUGUGCUGCAGAGGGUCAUCCGGCUCCUCAGAUCUCCUGGCAGAAAGAUGGUGGCACAGACUUCCCUGCAGCACGAGAGAGGCGUAUGCACGUUAUGCCCGAGGAUGACGUCUUCUUCAUCGCCAAUGUAAAGAUAGAAGACAUGGGAAUCUAUAGCUGCAUGGCCCAAAACAUUGCAGGCGGUCUCUCGGCAAAUGCUACCUUAACUGUGUUAGAAACACCUUCUUUCAUCAGACCUCUAGAGGAUAGAACUGUAACCCGAGGGGAGACCGCUGUCUUGCAGUGCAUCGCUGGAGGAAGUCCAGCCCCUCGCCUCAAUUGGACAAAAGACGACGGUCCUCUGAUGGUGACGGAAAGACACUUCUUCGCAGCAGCCAAUCAGCUUCUCAUCAUUGUAGAUGCUGGGCUGGAAGAUGCUGGGAAGUACACGUGCAUCAUGUCCAACACCCUGGGCACGGAACGGGGUCACAUCUACCUAAAUGUCAUCUCCUCCUCCAAUUGCGAUUCGGCACAAAGCACCGUUGGGCACGAAGACGAUGGCUGGACGACCGUGGGGAUCGUCAUCAUCGUGGUGGUGUGCUGCGUCGUGGGCACCUCUCUGAUCUGGGUCAUCGUCAUUUACCACAUGAGGAGGAAGAAUGAGGACUACAGCAUCACAAAUACAGAAGAGCUGAAUCUGCCUGCUGACAUCCCCAGCUACCUGUCUUCUCAGGGAACGCUGUCUGAACCGCAGGAGGGCUACAGCAACUCUGAGGCCGGGAGUCACCAGCAGCUCAUGCCGCCUGCAAACGGAUUCAUGCAUAAAGGCCCAGAAGGUGGCAGCGGCAGCCGGGUGAUCUGCUCGGAUUGUUAUGACAACGCCAACAUCUACUCCAGGACCAGAGAAUAUUGUCCAUAUACCUACAUCACCGAGGAGGAUGGGCUGGACCAGACGCUGUCCAGUCUCAUGGUCCAGAUGCCCCAGGAGGCUUGUUUGGCACAUCCUUCCCCAGAAGCUGUGGCUGUGGAUACCUUGACAUCUUCAGGAGACAGAGACAUGACCGUCUACCUCACCAACCAUGACAGGAUAAAUGAGAAGGCACUUGUAUCCUCCACACAGAUGAGCAGUGAAACAUCACAGCGGCCUUUAUGGGGCAUAAACAAAGAACUAGGACUUCCACAAUCUCAUUUUUCCCAGCAGCCAGUCCUUGAAUCACCACGACUUCUCCAAAGUGAGAACCUGACAGAAAGUGACGAAGACCAUUCUGCUUCCCCCAGAUCUUGUCACAGGCUACAAGGUCACUCCUUUGAUUUCAGCAGGACUCAGAACAUACAAGAUGGCAGUGAAGCUACAUGAAAAAUGCUCCACUCAGACUGGCAUGUGGGCACACACUCUAAUCCCCAAUUGUGUAUGUACUACCUCAAAGCUCAGAGGAAACCCCAAGGUUCACCUUUGCUUUCCUGUCAUGUUUACAAGUACAACUGAGAGGACCAAGAAAGCUGGUCACUAGAGAGAAUGGAGGAGUCCAGUUUACUUCUCUCUUAGGUUGCAUCAGACCGAGAGAAGGCCAUGUAUGUGACUAGUACAACAACCAUUUCUUCUGGACCCAGCAGGACGUGUCCAGCUUUGCAGUUGAAAGAGUUUGAAAGAAUGAAAUUGCUGCUUACUAUGUGGAGAGCUUGGCUAAUUUACUUGGUCUUCUGAGAAGCCCUUCUAAAAGUGCACAUCAAGUUUUUCUGUAACCGUAAGCCUAACUUUGAGCUGGUGCUUUCUUUUUCAUGGCAACAAACAAGAAUCACAUCCUUGUUUUGGCAAACUGGUACCAAGUUUAGGGCUUUGUGUUUUUAAGUUUUCUGUCCCUGUUUAGACCAGGACAGAAGUUGUAAAUACAUUUUCACUUAUAAAUAUUUUUUGUAUUCACUUCAUGUAAAAUGCCAGUUUAAUGUAAAUAUUUUUUUAAUAUGCCAAAUUAUGUAAUAUUCUGUUAUUUUGACAGCUGCUUUAACAGACCAGUAAUGGAUUUUGUAGAACUUGGAAAAUUUAAAGAAUUUGCAUUGAAAACUUCUUAGUAAUUAAGAAGUCUGUGUGUAAGCAGGGUACCUCAUAAUUUACACAUAGAUGGCUAUCCUGAUGUAACUUAACACUUUUUUGUAUUCUUUUCAUUGGAAGAGAGUCACAAUUUUCUUCUAUAGACAGAUUGUUUGUCCUCAGUUACUGCCUUUUGCUUUGUAACACAGGUGGCACUGUGCUUUUGAUCCAGAAAGACUUGUCCUGUUCUACUAGCCAUAUAUAUAUAUAUAUAUAUAU